AUGAGCUGCAGCACCGUCAGACUACUGCUAGCGUUGAUGCCUGCUCUCGUCAUGUGCCAAGAAGCCCUCGAAGCAGACUGCCAGCGCAAGCUGGGAGCAUCCGCCGAAGAUCUCCAGAUCACGCGGGAACUUCGCCUGCCGGAAAGCCGACUCCAGAUGUGUCUGUACGACUGUAUUCUGCAGGGGGUGGGAUUUUCCGACGGGCGCCAGUUCAACCGGGACGGAUACCUGAGCUUUUCGUUGGUCAACGUUGACCGGAAGAGGCAACCGAUGGUGCGGGAGAUGGGGGAAAAGUGUGACGGGAUUUCGAACGAGCACGAUUGCUGCCAGCUGGCUGCCGACAUCGUGGCGUGUCUGCGGGAGGGAAUGUUGCAGUACGCGGUGUAA
This is a messenger RNA of Culex pipiens pallens (northern house mosquito), 387 nucleotides long. RefSeq lists its product as uncharacterized. The record is from RefSeq and is a predicted model, not a curated record. The transcript has a single exon. Bases 1 to 387 code for a protein of 128 amino acids. NCBI's taxonomy places the organism in Eukaryota, Metazoa, Arthropoda, Insecta, Diptera, Culicidae. Gene Ontology annotation, molecular function: odorant binding.